GCGCCGCGCGCCGCGCACGCGCAGACCGCGCCGGCUGCCGCCGAGCCCAUGGCGUCCGAGCGGCUCCCGAGCCGGCCCGCCUGCCUGCUCGUGGCCAGCGGCGCUGCCGAGGGUGUGUCGGCCCAGUCCUUCCUCCACUGCUUCACACUGGCCAGUGCCGCCUUCAACCUGCAGGUGGCCACCCCUGGGGGGAAGACCUUGGACUUCGUCGACGUGAACGAGAGCAACGCGCGCUGGGUGCAGGACUUCCGCCUCAAGGCCUACGCCAGCCCUGCCAAGCUCGAGUCCAUCGACGGUGCCCGGUACCAUGCCCUCCUGAUUCCCAGCUGUCCUGGGGCCCUGGCCGACCUGGCCAGCAGCGGGUCCCUGGCUCGCAUCCUGCAGCACUUCUGCGCCGAGAGCAAGCCCAUCUGCGCCGUGGGCCAUGGCGUGGCUGCCCUUUGCUGUGCCACCAAUGAGGACAGAUCCUGGGUGUUCCAAGGCUACAGCGUCACAGGGCCCUCUGUGUACGAGCUCGUCCGGGCGCCCGGCUUCGCCCACCUGCCCCUGAUCGUGGAGGACUUUGCGAAGGACGCGGGCGCCUGCUUCAGCGCCAGCCAGCCUGACGCCGUGCACGUCGUGCUGGACCGCCACCUCGUCACGGGCCAGAACGCCGGCUCCACCGUCCCGGCCGUGCAGAACCUGCUCUUCCUCUGCGGCAGCCGGAAGUGAGGCGGCCCUGAACUGAGCCUGCCACCUGCACACAUCCUGGACGUCCCCCGGGCAGCUGGACUCUCAGGCCUCAGGGACCCUGCCUCCGUGACAUCCCGGCCUGGCCUGGCCUGGUGGGGUUGCUGGAGGGCUCUCGGGGUGCCAGCCCUGGGGAGGCUGAGCCCCUGACGCCACACCUUCUGGGGGGGGGGGGGCCGGGUCAGCGCCCAGGUGCUGCUUUGGCUGCCACGAGGUCCCUGAGAUCCUGCGUGUUCCACGGAGCGAGUGGGCUGUGGGGCCCGGAGUGGGGAGCAGAGCCUGAGCCUUUCCGAAGCCUGGGGGGGGGGCCUGCCGGUUGGGCAGUGGCGGCCAGGGCUUCCGGACGCCCCGCCGGGGGGGAGGGGCCUCUGGUUGGUGUCAGACCUGACGGUGACCCCAUGUCAGGCCCGGAUGGAUCUCAGUGUCACCGUGUCCCUCCUGACGUUGAGAGAAAUAGUGGGGACGCAGGGCCCUGCCCAAGUGGCCUCCAGGUGGUGCCCCGAGCCCAGCUCUGCAGCUGCUCUGCCCGUCUCACCGCAGCCACGAUGGGCGCGAGCUUCACUGGGAAGGAGGCCAUGAGCGUGGCCGACCUGGGGUGGCAGGCAGUCCUCACCUCUCAGGCCCCGGACAGGCCUCUGCCAGGGGUGCCAGGUGGCUGUCCAGCCAGCUGGCUCCCUCUGCAGCCAGGCCUCUCCAGCCUCUCUGGGGUGCCUGGCCUGGCCCUCGGCUGGGGCCUCUGGAGCUGCUGACCUCCAUGCGUGUCCCUUACCUUUUCUUGUCACCCUCAUCCAACCCCUCGUAACGAAAGGGGAGGAGGCAGGGCCCUGAGUCCGAGGCCACUUCCCUCCUGUGGCGUGGCUGUGGGCUCGGGCCGGGGACGGAGCCUGUGCCACAGCAGUGACAACGCCAGGUGCUUAACUGCUGGGCCACCAGGGAAGUCCAUGCACUGUCCUUUCUGUCCAGCGUCUCCCACGUUCCCAGGAUCAGAGCCCCUGACACCUGCUGGCCAGCUCUGUCCACGGUGGGCCUGGCCAGCCCUGCUGUGAGGCCUCUGGCAUCCCGGGCCUGCAGUUGUCCCGCGGUUACGGCCUGCUCUGGAUGAAAGGUUUUUUUUUAAGGAGACAGCUUGGGGGCCCAAUCCUGUGUCGUCUGCAGAGAGCUGCUUUGUGACGGGCCAGAUGCAGACCCAGGGGCUCUGCGGGGCCUCGCGUUUCAGGGCACCGGGAUGGGUGGUGGUGGCGGGGGGUGGGGGCUGGAAGGAGGAGAGGAGCCUGGGAAGAUGGUCGCUGAGUGUGGGCACCUGUGCCCUCUGGGGCUCCCACAUGCCCAGUCUGCCCUAAAGAAAUAAAAACCUAGACCUCCACAGA
Phacochoerus africanus (Common warthog) is the source of this 2096-nucleotide messenger RNA. RefSeq names its product glutamine amidotransferase class 1 domain containing 1 (gene GATD1). The coding region runs from base 49 to 711 and encodes 220 amino acids. The record is from RefSeq and is a predicted model, not a curated record. NCBI's taxonomy places the organism in Eukaryota, Metazoa, Chordata, Mammalia, Artiodactyla, Suidae. The transcript is spliced from 8 exons.